CGAAGGCGGCGUUAGUGGGGCUGGGGCGGCGGUGCUGCUCCUCCUCCUGCUGCUGCUGCUGCUGCCUGUGGGGUAAGUCGGCAGGAGGGCUGGACUUCGGGGAGACGCCUUGCGAUGGGGAGCUGCUCAUUUGCAUAUUUGCAUAUUGCUAUUAUUAUUGAUUGCCAUUAUUAUUAUUGUUAUUAUUAUUAUUUUUCCCUCCCCCCCAGGUCCGAGGGCGGGUUACAAUUAAAACACAGCAUUCCUAGGAAAGCAUAAUAUUGAAAACGGCUUAAAACAAACCAAAAGUAUCUAAUAAUAAUAAUAUAGGCGCAUAAAGAGGUUUAAUAUAAUAAUAAUAAUAAUAAUAAUAAUAAUAGGCUCCACCAUAUUGCACGUUUGUGGAAUAGGAUCCGUCAUGGCGUGGGACGUGUGUCACUUCUCCCCGAUUCAUUAGUGGCGUUUUUUUAAAAGGGCUCUCAAUACCUAAGAUCUUGUUUGUUGACAGAAGAGUCAGGAGAGGAGAGUCAGGGCAGGGAUUGGACUAGUGACAAACCUCGCCAACCAAAUCUUAACAGCAUGUGUGUAUUCUAUGUGCAGCAUAUCCAUACAGUGCAAUGCAGUGUGAAAUGAUGCAUAGUAAAUAAUGUGGAUAUAAUGUUGUGUUAUUAAUACGUAAUUAAAUGUCUAGAAACCCUACGGUUAAGGACAAUAAUUCCAUAUUGCCUGUUAGGGGCAGUUUUUAGGCAGGAGUCUCCCAGAAUUAUCUGGAGAUGGCAGUUUUUGAACCCGAUACCUUCUGUAUGUGAUGCGGGUGCUUGUAUCGCCAAGCCCCCACCCAGACACUGUGGGGACUUACCUCUGAGUAAAUGCACAUUUUGCACUACAAGGGUUGUAGUCAACUAAGUCCACCUCAGAGUAGACCUAUAGAAAGUAAUGGUCCUAACUUAGUCAUGUCCAUGAUGACUUCAGUGAGUCUACUCUGACGAAGAGCUAGCACUGAGUACCACCCUAAGAUUGUAAACUCCUUGGGGGCAGAGACCUAUUUGUUUCUUCCUAUAUAAUUUUGUAAGUCUUCAUUAUGUUGUUAGUGCUCUUCCCCAGGGCAUCAGUAUACAUCAUGAGUGUACAGCUCGCUGUAACCUUGACUUUUGGCAGGAGCUGAUGGGAGCUGGAGUGCAACAGCCUCUGGAGGGCUACAGGUUGCCUUACGGAAUUUUGUAGACAAAAAUAUGCAGGUUGUUGCCUUGAAGGAGCUUGUUAUUUAAAACAAUAGGGGAAGUAUUUAAGACAAUAGGGGAAGUAUUGAGAGAUAUGAGGAGCCAUAUGAGGGCGAGUCAUGAUCAAAGCUCAGUUACAGAUGGGGGUGGGUAUUAAAGGGUCGAGCCAAAAGCCAUGUGGGUAAAGAUUUUCUGAUGAUGGAUUUGAAAGGUGGGGAAAGCAGGCAUUGGCACAGCUGCAGCACAUGUUCAGGGACAUAACGUUCAUGUAAAAAAAUAUGCUGAGAUUCAGGUUUUACUAUGCGGGCUGUUUAGCUGUAAUAAUAAACAUUCACUCAUUCAGGGACAGAGUUUUAGCCAGCUGUAAGAGAGCAAAGGUGGUUCCAUUUAAUGCUUGACAAACAGAAGACCUUCAUUUGGCCUAGUAGGUGUUCAUGUGUGUCAAAUGAGAGAGGGAGGAGAGCUCAAAGUGUAAACACAGCAUAGUCCACAUACAAGAUGCUUUUAAUUCCUAUGGAUUUCCAUGGAAGAGUAUUCAGUGCAUCCUUAACUCUCUCACUUCAUCAAUGAAAAGGUACCACCCUAGAUUCCAGGCAUGAUUCCAUCCACCUUCACCCCACUGAAGGAGAGACAGGGGAAAGAUGCCUGCUGGACAUCAACUUUCCCCUUUUCCUUUUUGUACAGUGGAGCGGCUUCCACGGCUAUGUGCAUUUUGCUUACUCAGUUUAAGAACAUAGGCUGCUGGAUCAGGCCAGUGGCUUAUGUAGCCCAGCUUCGUGUUGUCACAGUGGUCAACCAGACGCUUCUGAGAAACCCACCAGCAGGAUUCGAGCACAAGAGCACUCCUCCCCUUCUUGUGGUUUCCAGCAACGGGUAUUCAGAAGCAUUAAAGUUAUAAGGUAAAGGGACCCCUGACCAUUAGGUCCAGUCUUGGCCGACUCUGGGGUUGCAGCGCUCAUCUCACUUUGUUGGCCGAGGGAGCCGGCGGACAGCUUCUGGGUCAUGUGGCCAGCAUGACUAAGCCGCUUCUGGCGAACCAGAGCAGCGCACGGAAACGCCGUUUACCUUCCCGCCAGAGUGGUACCUAUUUAUCUACUUGCACUUUGAGGUGCUUUCGAACUGCUAGGUUGGCAGGAGCAGGGACCGAGCAACAGGAGCUCACCCCGUCGCGGGGAUUCGAACUGCCGACCUUCUGAUCGGCUCUGUCCUGGGCUCUGUGGUUUAACCCACAGCACCACCCACGUCCCAUUCAGAAGCAUUACUGCCUCCCAAUUUGUGUGUUUAUGGCAGGAAACAAAAUGUGCUGCAUUUCAGACAUUACGAUGAACCUGCAUUUUUCUACGUGAGUAAUAGAUCAUGGCCUCAUUCCAAUGACUCAUCAUGCACCCUCCGUCACCAGCUAAACAGUGCUAGAGCUAAUCGUCCUCUUAGCACUGGCUCUGCAUCCAUCGAUCUGCUUGGAACAAAAGAUUUCACUCUCGAUUGUGCCACAGGGCAGCCUCUGAAUGCAUAAGAACAAGGCUGGGGGCAGGGAGAUCUGCGGGAGACAUGGAAGAAGGGGCAUGUAUAUCUGAUUCAGCCAAAUAUGAUAUAGUUUGCUGCCCUGCAAGGCUAUUUGGUCGGGAGGAAGAAAUGAACGCACUUCUAGGGGUGGAGUGAGGAAGAACAGAGGAAUCUGGAACAAUGAUCUUUUAGGGAACAGUUGCUCUUAGACAGAUAGGAAUCUGGUCUCCUGUUGGCAGCACAAAAUGGGAAGAAAAAUAUAGAUUAUUUGAAAACUCUGGAGUAGUGGCGGUUAGGGGCAGGGGAGAAGGGAGAGAACAGAGAUUCACUGAUGUCCUGCAAAUGUCCGUGGGGUGAUGAAGAAGGGGUCCCAAGAGAGGGGUACUAAGAAAGAACCUCUGAUUUGAUGAGAAAAGAGAUGGAGUGAAAUUUACAGGAAGCAUGCAAAGACAAAUUCAAGUUUUGCAUGGAAAUAUUACAGAUUGUACCUCCUUCAUUUUGUGGGCUUUUCCUCCCCCAUUUCCCCCUCUAUAGCUGUGGGGUGGGGGGGAGGGAGAGAGAGACUAUACACUGAAAAACUAAUUCAAGGAAAAAGAAGAUUGAGUCUGGUGCAUACAAGGAUAUCCCCCCCCCCCUUGCUUACAUUGUUCACUGCUCUUGGGGGAAAGAAAAGAGAUGUAAGGCUUUCCCCCUGCUGCCUUUGAAGCAGAGAUGACAAACAAGAUCAAACCCAGCAUCAGCCAGCACUCCUAAAGCACUUCCCCUCUUCGGAGUGCUCUGCUGACAUGACUUGUGGCGAGACCAAAUGCUCUCUCCAAGGCAACGCCCACCGAAGCCCGUGGAAUUACAGCGGGGGCCCAGACUUAGCAGAGGCUGCAUUCUCCACAUCAGGGUAGGUUUUUUAUUCCAAGACAAUGAAUAAUUUGUGGUAAUCUGAUGUUCUUCCAGCCUCCGGCUUUGUAAAGUAUAUAGUCUGUGAGUUGGUAUUGCCACUUCAUUUUGCAGGGGUUGGUGGAGUAAGUUGUGAUCAUAAGUUGAGUUCAGAGCAUUGAGCUUAUUGGAGAAAAUGUAGGCUAUAGAUGUAAUAAAAUUAAAUCCAUGAGGGAGAAGGCAUGAAGAUGCCCUUUUGGUAGUCAUGAUGUGUGAUGAUCAGGCAAACAUGUUUUUAAUGCAUAUUUGCAUUAUGUAAGCCUACCUGGGAAUGCCACAGUCUGUAAUCACUGUACUGGAGUGUGUGUGUGUGAAUGUGUGUGUGUGUGUGUGUGUGUGUGUAAAUGACAACAUUGGAUCCAGCCACUGCCACACCUACUACCAGCCAUGCCCACUGACGUAGGGCACCCACUCCUUGAGGCUAAAACAAUUGCCAGACCCUGCCGUAGCAGCUUCCCCACACUAUUUCAGUUUAUAGCCUUUCAGAAGCGUAGGAGUGGGCUGUGCAUUAAAACACAAUAAAACACAACAAAACUCAUAGAAAUUUCUCUGCUCUUUUCUAACUUGGCUGUGAUCCUCCUGAAAGGUCAUCCUUGAUUGUGAUCCUUUACUGCAAAUGUGAUCCUAGAUCUUGGUCUUUGUAAUCCUUAAAGGGAGGUCUAGUAACACUUCAGGGUGGCUUGGACUUCAGUGAGUCUCCAGGGGGGAAGGAAACCUGGAGGAAGCUACUGAUCAUAUUUCUCUUCUUCCCUUUGCAAACCUGAUACACCAGUAGGACCAUUAAGAGGUCAUCUUUUGCAGAGCUUGGAAAUGAGAACGGGGCCAUUGGAGAAGACAGUCUGUAAGGCAGAGUUGGGGAACCUGCAGCCCUCUAGAUGUUGCUGGAUUAUAGAACUCCUCCUCCUUGACCAUUGGCCAUAUUGGUUGAGGAGUGUGCUAUUGUGCUCCUGCCCUGCUUCUGGACUUCCCAUAGGCAUCUGGUUGGCCACUGUGAGUACAGGAUGCUGGACUGGUCAGACCUUUGAUCUGAUCCAGCAUAACUCGUCUUAUGAUGCCUUUCGAAGUCCAAAACAUCUUACAGACACAGGUUCACAAUCUCUUAUUUAAGGUAUGUUGGAUUGAAGCCAUUGGGGCAUAAUAGGUUGUCAGCAGUUCAUUGAAUUAUUCCCAGAAGAGAACAGUGAGCUUUUGUUAGGUGCGGUCAUUGAAAAGAGCAGGGUAGAAUUUAUAGCUAAGUUCUGUCUCCACUUUUGGAGGCGGUAUGCCUCUAAACAUCAGUUGCUGAGAUUUACAAGUAGGGAGAGGGCCAGCGGCGUAGCUAGUCACUCGGGUGCCCGGGGGCAGAAUGAAUCGCCCAUGGGGGCAGGACAAGCUACCCACUGGGCAGAGCAAGCCAGGACAGGGCUGUAGGGCAGCUGUGGGGGAGGCAGCAGGCAGAAGCAAGCCCCACGCUGCCAUUUCGGGCAGCAUGGAGCCUGCAGGCACCAGGACCGCUGCAUCACUCCCAGGAGAGAGGCAUGGCUUGGGUGCACUACACGACCCACGGUAAGUGCUGCCCCCCGCGGUGUGGCACCCAGUGCCCCCCCGUCCCCCCAACUAUGCCUCUGGAGAGCAUCCCUAUGUUGCACUCAGGUCCUGCUUGCUGGCUUUCCAGAAACUUCUGGUUGGCCUCUGUGAGAACAGGAUGCUGAACUGGAUGUUCUUAUCUAUAAAACAUUCCUUUUUAUCGAUAUCACUCAAGUCAUAUCUUCCAAAUAAAGGUAGCUGUUACGGUGCAGGGAUUGGAUUGUGCCGAGCGGCAUCUAAGAGGCCAAAGAUGUGGCAAAUAUUUAUGGUACCCAGCAUACAUACAGGGCAACUUCCAGCCCCUCACACACUACCUUGACUUCUCUGAGCUCACCCAGGUGACCUGUUUAUUGAGCAUUCAUUCUGAUUUUCUUGCACAAAGCUUGAUCUGUUUUAAUUACACAAGCCUAAAUUUACCAGUGCGCUCUUGAAUCUCUCCCCUACAUGAACCUGGGACCCUGCCCUAGUUAUCCCCCUCAAAUAUAGACAGAGCAAUUUCAGCAAUGCUUCCUCUUUUGGAAAUUCCCUCCGUGGGGACACUUGGCCAGCAUCAACGUUGUUUUCUUCAUUUAGGCACCAAGCAAACACCUUCCUUGUCCCUGUCCCCUCAAAAGCCGUUGGUAUUUCUAAUAGUGUGUUCCAAACUGUCCUUGGGAAUGCUUUACAUUUUUUAAAUUUUUAGAAUCUUCCAUGUUAAAUAUGUUUUCCUUCGGUGAGCCUCUUGAGAGCUUCCAAGCUGAAAAGUGGAAGAUCAGUUCUAUAAAUGAAAUUAGUGUGCUUCAGGGAAAAUGAAUGCACCAAUACUUCAUAAAAGUAACAGAGUACAGGAUUCUCCCUAUACAAUAUUGUGGCUAUCUUCAUGUUGCAUCUCUGGGGCAAAUACAUAAUUUGGGGGUAAGAAAGCUGGGAAUAUUAUUUGAUCGUGCCCGUGGAACUACUAUAGAACUCCCAACCUUGAAGCCCUCACAUCUGAUUUUCUGUUUGAACCGUGUUUUAUGAGUGAGGUCCAUAUCACUGUAGUCUUUAUUACCUUGAGCUUAAAUUCCUUUCUGUCUGAGUGUUCUCUCUCUCUCUCUCUCUCUCUCUCUCUCUCUCUCUCUCGUUUCUUUCACACAUACACACACAGUUCUUUUUCUAAAAUUGUGGCUCAUGAAUGAAAGCUUUCUCCAUUUCCACCAUAUAAGUAGAUGGGAAAGGGGAGGAGGCUUUGAAUACUUGGAGCAAAUACUAAUGUUUUGAGGUGCGAGCAUUGAAUUUUAAAGAACCAAUCCUUGCACAAGGGGGGGGGGAGACUAAAUGCCUUUGCUCCAACAUAUCGCUUAGCAACUUGGGAUUUUUAAACUCUGGGGUAGAUGGCAAGGAAGAGGGAUUCUAGAGAACCUGCUCAGAGAAACUGGGGGUUGAGCAAACACUCUUCCUCUCUCUUGCCGAACCUUCCACCCCCACAUUCUGCUCUCAUUAUGCAAACAGCGCUGCUCCACAGACAGCUACGUUUGCAUAUCUCCUGGCAGUAGUAUUUGGCAGAAUGAGAGUGUUUGGACAGGGAUGAGUGGUUAAGGAACAAUAAAAGGAAAAGGAGGUGUAUGGGUGAGAGGGAGCAAGAGGGAGCUGCCUAAAAGGUAAGAAACUUCACCCUUUUCCUCUUUGUUCCUCCUGCUAGGACCAGCAAGGCAGCAGCAAGCUGUGAGCUCCAGGCUGGCUAGCAAGCGUGGCUUGUUAGGAAACAGCGGACUGUGAUCCUUGGUUCAAAUGUAACGGGAAGCUUCUUGAUUUGUUUAUUCCGCUCAGACUGAGGAGAAGGGAAAUUGGAGCAACCGGGCAGAGUGUAGCACUGCUUAUUCUCAAAAAACCACUAUAAGCCAGAACAUCUGGCUUAACAUUACAUGCAAAGGUGGCCUACGUGUUCCCCUUCACCGGCUUUCUCUCUUGCUUCGGAUACAAUUUAAACUUACUCACUUGAACUUUUAAAUCCCUUCAUGAUCUUCUCUUUUUUAUCUGCCUUUGUAGUUAUUAAAUUCACCCUUGGUCGAGCUGUUUCUUAUGUCCCUGCUUCCUGUCCUGUCCUGUCUUCCUCAAAAUAUUCUGCAGACUUCUUUGUCUCACAAAUUAUUGAAAACUCAUCUUUUCCUUCUUGUGUUUUACCUAUCCAUGCACUGUUUCGCUUUUUAAAUUUCUUUCCUGUUCCUGGCCUGACUGUUGAAUAUUUUGCAUCCUUUCUCUUCCCCUCUUUUCCUACACUCUCCAACUUGUGGGGAGUUUCUCAUUUUGCUCCAGCUACCCUCUCCUCUAAUCUCAUGUGCUUUUAGAUUGCAAGCCAGGACUCGUUUUGCUUUGACUUCCGCACAGCGCCUGGCGUGUAUCUGGUGUUUGCAAUGCUGAUUUUUUCUCAACCUUCCCACAGCUUGCCUUUCAUCAUGAGUUCCGAGUUAAAUGUCCCCGUGGAUCCUCCCGCAUCCACUUGUUGCACUGAGCCGGCCGCUAAGGGCAUGGACUACCGAGACUGGGUGCGUCGCAGUUACCUCGAGCUGGUCACAUCCAACCAUCAUUCCGUCCAAGCCCUUUCAUGGCGGAAAUUGUACCUGAGCCGAGCCAAGUUGAAAGCUUCCAGCCGGACUUCUGCGUUACUCUCUGGAUUUGCUAUGGUAUGUUUUCACAGCAGCUUGUCUGCAAAAAUCUGCUCUGAUCUCUGAACCGUUUGGUCUGUAGCUUGCGGUUAAUAGCUAAUGCAAAUGUCCCAAUGCUGACCCAGGAUCAGAAGCAGCCUGAGGCAGAGACAAAACCUACAGCGUACAAAACCCCCUCCCCCCAUGCAUCUGCAAUCACACCAUGUGAAUAGCUGAGCAUGAGACUCUUAAUGCCAGGGUCUUGGGUUCGAGCCGCACAUGGGGCAGAAGAUUCCUGCAUUGCAGUGGGUUGGACUGGUUGAUCAUCAUGGUCCCUUGCGACUCUACAGUUCUAUGAUUCUAAGUGGUAAUUUGUUGGAAGAGUGUUGUCCUCCGCCCAGGAACAGUCCCGGGCAUUUCGAUGCUUGAAACAGAGCAACGGAUGGUAGCCCAGUCAAGGUCCGUAGUGCCUAAGCAUAGCUGUCAACUUUUCCCUUUUUUUAAAGGGAAAUUCCCUUAUUCCGAGUAGGAUUCCUCACAAGAAAAGGGAAAAGUUGACAGCUAUGUGCCUAAGGCUAGUCAGAUUUUUUAACAGCUGUGCUAGAAAAUCCCACCAACGCCUCUCCCAUUCCCUGUCCUGGCAGUAAAAAUAAAAAUGCUGUACAACAAUGGUAAAUAGCUAAUCAUUUGCUUCCCUUUAGUAUCACCCCAAAUCAGCCACCCUGAGUCUUGCUCUACCUAAUGGUAGGGCCAACUCUGAUUCCUGGUGCUCAUCUCCCCUGAAUGUAGAAAUAAAAACAGCUUGUCAGUUUCAUUUCUGUGCCUGAAAAAAUUGGCACAGCUCCAUGUGCCUUUUGGAUGGCUUCAGCUCACAUUAUGACACCAAGUGAGAGGGCUUUGAAAGGGGUUCAGACCUUAGUUGCCUUUGGCUGACUGGCAUUCAACACUCUUCUAAAAUGUCUGUGUGGGGGGUUGUUUUCAUUAUGUAUUUUAUGUUUUUUUAUUUUGUGAUCUUAUGUUGUGAAGCGCCCUGAGAUCUAUGGGUAGAGAACAGUAUACAAAUUUAAUAAGGUGGGGCGGUUCUGUCGAAACGGCUCUGAUCGGCCCCUUCCAUCUGGCACUAAUAGAUAACUGAGCAGGGCAUGGCCUCUUUCCCCUGCCACAGUCCUGAAGGGAAGGGAAGAUAAAAUGAAAUAUAAGCAUUAUAGGAGGCUUCUGUUCAGCUGUAGUAGCAUGGAACAGACAUCACUUUGUAUGUCAUGUUAUCUAAGAAUAUUAAGCCUUUUGUGAGCCUGCCCCCGUGGGCAUUUUGAGGGGGAGGCCCUGAGUGCCGUCUCAUGGUGCAGGUAGGACCAAAAGACAUGGAUGGCAAGAGAGAUGCUGCAGUGACCUGCAACCCCAGUGCCAUGUUUCUCGCCCUGCCUGAGAAUGUGCAAAGCUACACCUGCAGCAAGCGCAAGCCUUACCGGUAGAGAAGUUAGAUCAACUUGAGGCCUGCCAACGAGGAUGCCUUGGAGACGUCUAUGCCAGUGGCGUAGCGUGGGGGGUGCAGGGGGGGCCGGCCGCACCGGGUGCAACAUCUGGGGGGCGCGCGCUCGCACUCGCAGCUCUCUGCCCCCUGCUAAAAUCCACGGGUUAGGGGGCGCAAAUUACUUGCCUUGCCCCGGGUGCUGACAACCCACGCUACGCCACUCGUCUAUGCAGUGGAAACCCGAGGGUGUUGCUUGAGAUGUCCUGUUGUAAAAGCUCAGUGGUGGAGUCCACGAUUUGCAUGCGAAUGUCCUAGGUUCAAUCCCUGACAUCUCUAGGCAGAGUUGGGAAAGACCUGGAGAGCUGCUGCCAGUCAGUGCAGGCACUAUUGAGGUAGAUAGAUCAGGAGUCUGACUCAGUAUAAGGCAGUUUCCUAUGUUCUUUGGAGCCGGUAUGUGUGUGUAUUUUCAUGCAAAAAGGCACCGUAGCACAGACUAUUGCUAAUUUGUAUAUUGAAUUAACCUACUUAGAAAAUGUUUUCCCAGAGAGACCUGACCCAGAUGGUUUCUCGGUCUGGCACAAUUGUGGAGUAGUUUUCAGGACACCACCACUCCCACUUCAGGGAGCCUUUCUGUAUGUCUGCUGAGGCACCCUUGUGCCAACUCAGCAACCUGCAACAUGCAGGAAUGUUCUAGAGCGCGUGCUGAAUUCACACAAGGCGUUAGCCUGGACCUUGGGCUUCCUUGUAACAUUGUGUGAACUGAAAGCGCACUCUAGCGCAGAGGUGCACUGAGUUGGUCUGGUCUUGGUAACCUGUCAAAAUCUGUGCUUGCUAGCAACCUUGCCCCCUUAAAUUGAAAAAAAGAAAAGAAAAAAGCAUUGACUGGCUUUUGGGCAGCGGGGGAAAACGAGGGGGAAUUGAAUCGAGUAUCCUGUGCAAAGAGUCAUGUCACUUAUGGAAUAAAGGCGUCAUUCCAUAAAUUACCACACAUUGCAGGUGGUCAGUAGCCAUGUCCUUUCAGCAUUGCGUACAUAAUAAAUUUGCACCGGAUUGAAGAUAAAGUGUUGGAUUUUAUUAUGCCUGUGCAUUCAGUCCUCCCUGCAUGUGUGAAGUUAGUUUAUCCAUCAAAACUAGAUCCUAAAGUUGUGACAGUCAAGCUUCCAAAAGGUCUAUAUUUAAAGUCUUCCAGAAUUUCAUAAUUAUAAGGCUUGCCGCAGUCAUUAAACGAAUUAUACACUUUUUAUUACUAUUUGAAAGAUCCUGAGCAGCUUCCGCAUGGAAUGAAAAGAGGGUGAUCUUGGAAUCUAGAGGUGUGUUUUGCUUAGUGAUUAAAGCAGCUUCAUAAAACACUUUUCCCAAAAAGGAAAUGCCCUCAAGGGUGUAGCUGCCACAUAUGGGGAAAAAACCACCUGUGAACUUAAAUAAUGAUCAAGUCCCACUUAUAACAAAUAAUAAUAAAUAAAUACUCUUCCUCUGGACAUAGGCAUUCUAAAUAGUAACUGUUUAUAGAUUUAUUCCCUAUUAAUUUGUCCCCUUUUUAAAACCAUCUGAGCCAUCCCCACGUCCCAAGACAGUGAAGUCCAUGUUAGUUCAUGCAUUGCGUGAAUGGCAAUCGCUUGUGUGGAUUGUUCUUGUGGGUUAGCAGUUGUCACAGACUGGUUGGAUGCAAAGGAAUAGUGGGAGGAACCAGCUGAGGAACCUCCAAGGGAAGAAAGCUCAGAGCCCGGGGAUUGGUGGUGGGACUACAAUGUGUGGUCAGAGGAAGAAGACUGGGAAGAGGAGGUGUCGGAAGCUGAAGGGGUAACAGGGCCUAGUGAGCUGGGAGAGUCCGUGGUAGAGAGAUGUCCAGAAUCAGAGGCAGAAGUUGAAACAGGAGAGGAGGGAGGCCAAGAGGCAGAGAUGAGUCAGGCUGGUGACGAAUCACAGGUUUCUCCCUCUCCUGCUGUGACAAGCUCCCCUCCCCACUUGUCUCCCAGAACCAGAAGAGGCAUGAAAAGGGCGGAGGAGAGGUUGGCUGCACGCAGGCACAGUCUCCAAUUGCUUGGAGGGACUAUCAGUCUCAGCAACUGAUUCAUGAGGCAAGACCUACCGGGGAUGAGCUGCCAUGCUCAUCAGGCCUAACGCUCUGCCCAGUCUGUGCUAAUUGUGUUCUUGCUAUUAAAGAGCAACUUGACUGGUGUGAUUUACUUCCGACUGUCUCCUGGGUUUUGUAGAGGCAAGCAAACACUCACGGAUGUUGCUUUUCAGGUGGCGAUGGUGGAGGUCCAGCUGGAGAUGCAGUACCAGUACCCCCCAAUGUUGCUGAUUGCCUUCAGUGCCUGCACUACCAUCCUUGUGGCUGUCCACCUCUUCGCCCUGCUCAUCAGCACUUGCAUCCUCCCCAACGUGGAAGCCGUGAGCAACAUCCACAACCUGAACUCCAUCAGCGAGUCCCCCCACGAGCGCAUGCACCCCUACAUUGAGCUGGCCUGGGGCUUUUCCACUGUCCUGGGCAUCCUCCUCUUCCUCGCCGAGGUCGUCCUCCUGUGCUGGAUCAAGUUCCUGCCCGUGGACUCCGUGCUGAGAAACGGCACCGCCAUCGUCCAGAAGACCAGCCAGCACACAGGGUGGCAGGCAGCCCUCAUCUCCACCAUCAUCAUGGUCCCGGUGGGGAUCAUCUUUGUCGUCUUCACCAUCCAUUUCUACCGCUCCCUCGUCCGCCACAAAACCGAGCGCCACAACCGGGAGAUUGAAGAGCUCCACAAACUGAAAGUGCAGCUGGAUGGGCACGACCGGGGGCUGCAGGUUGUGUGAUGGCCAGGGGGUGCCUUUCUGUUUGCAGCUCUGAGGAUUUUCAUAACAGGAAUUAACCCCCAGGUGCCUAACGUUCUCAGAUGCCAAAACGUUCCCCGAUGGAUGCAGGUCUGAGCGGCCAGCUCUUCGAAUCUGUGGGUGAUGUUACUGUGUCGUUAAAACUGAACCCUUUACCUACAUCUAUGCAGUUGUUUGAAGAUGGGCUUGUCCUUUAGCUUUCCACAUUUUUAGGUGGGUGGGAAGGGAGACAGAUUAAGCAAUUUUUAAAAAUAUGCAUCAGUUUUAGCAAAGUGGGGUUGUGUUUUUCUGCAGGAGCUUAUAUGCAGAGAGAGGAAAGGGGUGUGAUUCUCUCGCCGUCAAUUGAUUUACAAACUUCACUUUUGGAGAGGAGUUUGUAAAUUGCAGUAUGUGAACAUCUAUGGAAAUCUAUGAAAUGUGUCCACAGUGACUUUUUUUACAUUGGAGGGGCGGGGACUAUUUCAGGAAUUGUGACAAGACCAGAAACCAGGGGCAGGGGGGUGGAUGCUAUCAGAGAUGAGGAGUUUUUCCUCUGUCCAGUUCAAGUAGCUUCUAUAGGGUGAAGAGAGUUCCCAUUGAGAAAGCAGCUAGCGAGGGCUCCAUUGCCUCUGUGGAAGGGCUGGAGGUUAUCUGUCUUUCAACACAAAAACCAGGUCGCAAAGAACAGAAGGGCUUUAAAGAGCACCAUGUAGUAUUUUACACAAGUAGAAAUGCAGGUGUGAAUGCGUAACCAAAGUUUGUCGUUGUGUGUAUAUAAAAGGCUGUAGCCUGAAAAUCUCUCUCCUAGCACAACCCCCAAUGCUCUUUAGAAUGGGCACAGUGUCCACUUGUACACUGCACAAGUUUUGUACAUUGCACAAGUUUUGAAAACUGACACAGAGCAGAGCUGGUCGGCCGGUACCCCUAAGCCCAAACAGCCGUCAUCAGCUGCUGCUCGAGCAGUUUUUCGUGUUUGUGUGUGCCCAAAGCUAUAUCAGUGAUGUAAAAACAGGAAGAAGAAUCAUAUCAUGGGGGUAGGACAUAGGGAGGGAUUGGGCCCCUUCUUCCUGGAAGCAUUCUGUUCCCUGAAGAGCUGGCUGCUUUGACACUUAAACAGCAUUUAUACAGGAUGCCACCCACCACCACCGCCGGCCACCAAUGUUUGGAGUGUGUUUGGCUAACUGAAAUCAAAAAUUGAGGGGCCAGCCAGACUUCUUUCUCGUGCAACAACAUGAUCAACAAUUGAUUUGUGAUGAAGUAGCCCUGUUGAGCUGGGAUCAACUUUUAAGCAAACCCGCAUAGCAUCUGCCAGCUGCUUGAGCCGUUGUGUCCUGUUUCACGGAGGCUUACGACAUCCCCCGGCGUUUCUGUAUUGCAACAACAGGAUAACUGUAUGGUACGUGAGAAGUUUGCGGUCAUUGGGAACUGCACCUUGAAAAGAGAAAAAAGUGCUCUUUUGUAUGCGUAACAGUCUUGUUCUGAAAGAAAAUACAGCACCUUGCACCUUAUUUGCUGUACAAAUUCUGUUGCCAAAAUGUUUAAAUUAAUCUGUAUAUUGGUAGUAUGUCCUUAAUGGCUAUACCUCAUUCCUUCUUUUUCAUGCUUGGCUGCCUGCGGGACACACUAAUCAUAUUAUAACUAAUAAGUAUAUUGUAUUUACAUUUACAUCUCCUCACUCCUCCCCCACCACGUGUAAAUUGUGAAAUCUGCCUAAACUGCCAGUUAUUAAAUACUUCUAAGCAAUCUUUGAGAUGCUUUAAAAAAAAGUCUGUUACCUCUUUGAAGUCCUUUAGAGUCAGGGAAAGGCUUGUGCGAUUGUGGGGUAAAGGUAAAGGUAAAGGUACCCCUGACCAUCAGGUCCAGUCGUGACCGACUCUGGGGUUGCAGCGCUCAUCUCGCUCUAUGGGCCGAGGGAGCCGACGUUUGUCCGCAGACAGCUUCCGGGUCACGUGGCCAGCAUGACAAAGCCACUUCUGGCGAACCAGAGCAGCGCACGGAAACACCAUUUACCUUCCCGCCGGAG
Podarcis lilfordi (Lilford's wall lizard) is the source of this 14085-nucleotide messenger RNA. The record is from the annotation of a GenBank genome assembly. Lineage: Eukaryota; Metazoa; Chordata; Lepidosauria; Squamata; Lacertidae.